AUGUCUUCAAGACCAUCGCAAACACUACCAUUUAAUUACGAUCUGCUACCCCUUGAUCGAUCCAAAAAGGAAAUCCGACUUCUCAAGCUGAAGAUCGAAAACACCAUUCCCGAUGUUAUUAACAGACUAUAUGGCGCUAGCAUUGAUGAGUUCGAGAGUCAGUUUAAAAAUACCCUGGAGUUAGAACGGCCCAUCGAGUGUGAAAUAAUGAAAGCCAGCCUAGAAGCACCCCCAGAAUUCUACGCUUGUUCAUACGUAUGGGGCCCUUCUACAAUGUCGAGGCGAUUGAUUCUUCGAAUGAGCAAGGACUGCCCAGAUGCGCUACCGAACACAACUGAUCCCUCAGAAAGGUUCGAGGUCGAAAUCACAGAUAAUUUACAUCUUGCUCUAGCCCACUAUAGAGGGCUUUAUAGAGGGCUUUAUCACGAUAGUCCUUCGAUACUUCUCUGGGCGGACGCUGUCUGCAUAAACCAAAACGAUAAAGACGAAAAGUCAUGGCAAGUUCAGAUGAUGCGAGAAAUAUACGAGUCAGCAAAAUCGACGUGGGCAUGGCUCGGACCUGUGCCUGAAAGGCAACACUCACAAGUAGCGGAUCUGAUAGUUACACUGUUGAGGCUCGGGGUAGAAGCAUUACAGCGCUUUGGGUGGGAACAGUGCUCAUUCCCUUUGGAAUAUAAGGUUAGUUGGCCGGGUGGGUCAAGGGAGUACUUGAACCAGGAGCUUGUGGAAUGGAUAGAGAACAAUGUUCAUUUUCACAACAAUUCAGACUCGGAGGCCCGUGAUAACGAAACCUUUGAACCCACCGGGGACAAUUUAAAAGGAGUUGCAGGAAUUCUGAGGCUACCAUUCUGGAGAAGGGUUUGGAUCCUGCAAGAAGUUGUGCUUUCUAAAACCUUGUGGUUCUACUAUGGGCCCUACAGCAUCGACUCCGAGACUCUUCAUGGCGGCCUCAAGCUUGUAGCAAAAGCUAGGCACCUUCGUGGCAUGGAUCCCUCUAAUUAUGAAUGCAGUCCUAUGUCGAGCGGCUCAAAUUUGCAUAACCCCCGUUACUGGAACAUUGCCCACACGGAUAUCAACGAACCUAGCUUUUGUCCCAUGCUUGAUAGACGUUUUCCAGAUGAGUCUAUAGAGGAGCCAAGCUGGAAUUACGAGAUCGGCUGCCUUCAGGCAACUAUGGAAAGUGAUUUCAUCUUUGGUGUCCUGGGAUUGGUAAAUGAACAUGAUACCGCGGAGCUAAUUCCCGAUUAUACGAAAUCUCAUGAAGAAGUCCACGUAGAAGCCACGACUAAGUGGAUCCACGAGAUGGGUUUGAAGGUUCUGAGCUAUUGUCAGAACGAUCCGAUGCCGUCUAAGUUGCCUUCCUGGGUUCCUAAUUUCAAAAUACCUGGAAAUUCACGAUGGGUCAGAAUCUUAGACAUGCAACCUGAUUUUACUCGUACUGGUUUAGAAAAUCCUGGCCCGCCUCGAAAUUUCAGAUUCUUGGACAUUCCCUCUAGUCCGACGCUACUAUCCAUGGGACGCGAAAUCACUGUCAUUAAAAGACCUUUGAUCGCGAUGCCGGUGUGGGAGGGUAAUACGCCUCUUCUAAGACGCAUCUGGGACCUCCAAGGACGGCUAGUUUUCAUGAAAGAUAUCAUAGAGGAAUGUGCAACGGCUUAUAGGACCAAAGAGAACCGACAUCUAGCUUUUGUAAGCACACUUACCGGAGGCGGAGUAGACCAUGGUCGUUUACUCAACCCUGAGGAUAAAUGGUCUUUGGAUCAGAUCAUUCGCGGGUAUAAAGCUCUCAUUGAGCCAUCUUCUGUCUCGGCGUCGUUUAGUGGGUUCUGCUCUCGGCCCAUGCCGUCGCGAUUCUUCACAGAUGUGACUCUGACGGCGUGUAUUCAGGCCGCGAUAUCGUGCGACGAGAAAUUCCGAGAGUCCGCACCAACGCUAGCUCAGAGGUUCGAAAUGGACCAUCCCAGUGUAUUCUUCAUUCCUUUCUUCAACGACUUAAUCGAUAUAUUGAAUAAUUUCAAGUUUGAGGAUUGUUCGCAGAUGUUUGAAGAUAUUACAUCAUUUAUAGACUUACUUCAAGUCCGGACCAAGGGGAGAAAAGUUCUGAUUUCUGAGGAAGGUUAUCUUGUCCUCGGCCCUCGACUCACAGAGCCUGGGGAUAUCGUGGCUUUUCUAGACGGCGGCCGUGUUCCUUUCAUCUUACGCCCUAGCCCGGAUGGUUCAUUUCGCCUAGUCGGCGAAGCUUAUAUGUUUGGAGUGAUGGAUCGGGAAGUUGGUGGUAGACUGACGUUGCUUGGUGCUAAAACUUCGCCGGAGGCAAAAGCAACCAUCAAUCAGCGGGGUCGUGAUAUUCGGCGGGAAUUUUCAAUCAAAUAAAAGUGCACAAGGGAGCGUGGAUUAGGAAGGCCGUUGUUUUUUUUCUAUCUGUGUUAAUUCAUCAACGAGCGUUCGGUUAUUCGUGGCUAAUCUCAUCGACCCCUAUUCCCUCGUCCGAAACUUGAACUCGGCUUUCUUUAGUGUUAGGUUAAGAGUUUCUCUACUAUCUAUAAGAUAAUUAUGAAAGAAGAUACUUUAGCCUUCAAGUCACUUCCGCAACCUACAUUUUCUCGUAAAUCAAGUCAGAGUACUAACAAUAAUACUAAUCAGCAAAGGAGGGGCGGGUAUCAUGCAAGGGGAAUGUUAC
This is a messenger RNA of Daldinia vernicosa, 2680 nucleotides long. RefSeq names its product heterokaryon incompatibility protein-domain-containing protein. NCBI's taxonomy places the organism in Eukaryota, Fungi, Ascomycota, Sordariomycetes, Xylariales, Hypoxylaceae. The coding region runs from base 1 to 2373 and encodes 790 amino acids. The record is from RefSeq and is a predicted model, not a curated record. The transcript has 2 exons.